Colletotrichum spaethianum is the source of this 1179-nucleotide messenger RNA. Its product is annotated as PA-phosphatase related-family protein. Bases 1 to 1179 code for a protein of 392 amino acids. The transcript is spliced from 2 exons. Gene Ontology annotation, molecular function: phosphatidate phosphatase activity. The record is from RefSeq and is a predicted model, not a curated record. Gene Ontology annotation, biological process: phospholipid metabolic process. NCBI's taxonomy places the organism in Eukaryota, Fungi, Ascomycota, Sordariomycetes, Glomerellales, Glomerellaceae.
AUGGCACGGUUCAACCCUUUUGCGCGUCGCCACCCUAACACGACAACCCUCCCAACCCAUCGUCGGAAAAGCAGCGAGGACACAAAGGUCAAUGACCGGUGGUAUGGCCGAGAUUAUAGCAUGGCCCAUCGGCCGCCCUUCAUGUUGUGGCUGAAGGUGACCUGGCUUGACAUCAUCACCAUGAUCAUUAUGGGAGUUAUUGCGCUGGUAGUCUUUAGAGCGCACCCACCGGCUCACCGAACAUUUCCCAUCACAUUCGAGAACGGCGAAGUUGUCUACCCCCAGUUCGCCUAUCCGCACAUCCCGCAAUACAUCCCCAGCCAUGCUGCAACAGCCCUCGGUAUCGGCGUUCCCAUUCUGUCCAUUCUCCUUUGCCAGAUCCGCGUACGAUCUUUCUGGGACAUCAAUAACGGCAUUAUGGGUCUACUUUAUUCGGUCCUCGGUUCUACUGUUUUCCAAGUCAUGAUCAAGUGGCUCAUUGGUGGACUGCGACCCAACUUCCUUGAGGUCUGCCAACCCGACAUCAGCAAGGCCUCCCAGCCAGGUGGCAAUGCGACCGGUCUCGACGGCACAGGCUAUGGAGGCAUCAUGUGGACGUCAGACAUUUGCACCAGAGAAAUGGACGGAACUCUCUCCAACGCUUUGGAAUCAUUCCCCUCGGGUCACACGACCGCCAUGUUCUCCGGCAUGGUCUUCCUGUACUUGUACCUUAACGCCAAGUUAAAGGUCUUCUCCAACUACCAUCCAUCCAUGUGGAAGCUCAUCCUUACCUACGCUCCAAUUCUCGGCGCUACCCUGGUAGGCGGCUCGUUGACCGUCGACCAGUCUCACAACUGGUAUGAUGUUCUAGCUGGUGCGGUGAUUGGAACCGUGUUCGCCUUCUCAGCCUACAGGAUGGUCUACGCCUCAGUAUGGGAUUGGCGUUUCAACCAUAUUCCCUUACACCGCAAACUUCCUCUCGAAAACGACAUUGACAACUUUGAUGGGGCGGUGGCUACUCGGAAGGCCGGAUGGGGCAAGAGGCGUGGGGCGAAGAUCACUGCCACCGACAGAUUGACUGGUAGGACCCGGUAUAGUACUAGCAGUCGAGAUGGACGUGGUGUUGGGGUUCCCCGCAAGCCGGUGACAUCGCACCAUGCUAGAAGCAGCCGUCGUCCCUCUGUUGACGACAUGGUGUAG